Molecule: messenger RNA, 930 nt
Organism: Branchiostoma belcheri (Belcher's lancelet)
Lineage: Eukaryota; Metazoa; Chordata; Leptocardii; Amphioxiformes; Branchiostomatidae
Product: ficolin-1-like
Exons: 6
Coding region: 1-930 (309 amino acids)
Source: RefSeq, a predicted model, not a curated record
AUGGACCAACCCCAGACUGAUUACCAGGCACGUGCGAACGACAAUGAAAACACAACCGACGCCACGUACGCCAACAUACCAGCGGCCGACCCACCGAUGCACCAACCCCAGACUGAUUACCAGGCACGCGCGAACGACGAUGAAAAACCCGACGCCACGUACGCCGCCAUACCAGACGACCCACUCAUUGACCAACCCCGGAUUGAUCACCAGGCACGUGCAAACGACGAUGAAAACACACCCGACGCUACGCACCCCACUAUACCAGACGGCGCGUGUCCGGGUGGAGCGAGCGGCCGCCGUGGUGUCUGUAGCUUCCUCCGCGCCCACCGCAGUUGCCAGACCGCCGGCAUCGCCGUGUUGCUUGGCCUGUGCGCCGUGGGACUCGCCCCUCUGACGUUCAGCAACAAACAGUUAUUCCAGAGACGCCAAGACGGAAGCGUGGACUUCUACCGGGGCUGGGCGGACUACAGGACCGGCUUCCCUUCCAACCUGAACGGCGAGUUCUGGCUGGGGAAUGACAACUUGUACCGCCUGGCUGUGCAGAAAGUCUACCAGCUCAGGGUGGAUAUGGAGGAUGUGGAGGGAAACAUGGCGUACGCCGCUUUCGACACGUUUGCCAUCUCACCUCAAUCACAGAACUACAAGCUCCUCGUAGGGAAUUAUAGCGGUACUGCAGGAGACAGCUUGACGUACCAUGACGGGAAACCAUUCAGUACCAAGGACAGGAAGAACGAGGACUACCAUGCAAGCUGUGCUCAGAGGUUCAAAGGUGCGUGGUGGUACUACGAUUGCCAGCUCUCCAACCUGAACGGCCUGUACCACCUGGGUGAGGGUAACAACAACGACGGCGUCACCUGGUACCACUGGAAGGGUGAAUACUACUCCCUGAAGCGCACUGAGAUGAAACUCCGCUCAGCAGCUCCAUAA